GGUGGUCACUCUGGCAUCGGAUCCUGGAACUUUGUCAUGCAUCCUGUUUUCGCCGGCAAGAAGGUGGAUCCAGCGGGUCACUAUGUGCGAAGAUGGCUGCCAGAGCUGCGGCACUUGCCCACAGAGUACAUUCAUUGCCCUUGGGAGGCGCCAGCGGGGACUCGACUCUCUGCACAAGUGUUGGUGAAUGGUAUCUAUUGGCAGCGUGUCAUUGAGGAUCUUGUAGCUGCAAGGCUGGUGCAUCAAAGGAAUGUCAUUGCAGUUCGAAAGCUCUUUCCGGAGUAUGUGGACAAGGAGGGGAAUGAGGUCAUCCGCUUGGCAAGUGGGCAAAUCCUGCAUUUGGAUGUUCGAGAUGACAUCAGAGAGAAUGAUGAGGAGAACAUAACCCUGAUGAUGACAGCAGACGAUCCUCGCAGCACUACUCGGAGAAACCUUGGAAUGACAAAAGGUGUGCAUUCUGGUCUGAUCUAUGAAGAAUCAAAGCGGUUUGAAGCGCUUUACGACUCCUUUGAUGGUGCACCACGCCGGACACAGCCAACCCAAUCUAGAGAUCGUGCCAAGGAGCGAGCUCUGAGGCGGAAUCAGCAUGGCGAACUCAUUGCUGGAGCAUGAGGUACUCGGGAUUAGAAUGAUGCACGUCUCCGGGUCUGGAUGGCUGUCGACUCCUUUGGCUACCCCCCAUGUCCUCUACAUGCUUUGCCCAGCUUGGAUAAACGGUUGCCUGGCUGGCAAAGAAUUGUUUGCACUUGUCGCCCAGCUUGUCGCCCAGCUUGAGUAGCACCCCCUUUGCUUCCCAGUCUGAAUGGUUCCGUCGGGGGCUUGGCUCACAUUGAGUUCUCGGGCCACCUGUUUUCCGUUUAAGGUUUAUACAUGCCUUUGGCCGAGUCUAGCAUUGGGCGCUGUGCCCAGCCCUCCGAGUCCAUGUGCCUGAGCCAUUGGGAUGAUGCUUGUGAUAUGCGCCGAGUGUGCUCUUGAGAAGGAUAUGUGACAGUUCACGUUGUUUCACGUUUUAUUUGCUUUAGGAUUUGGGAUUCAGUCCGUGAGUUUUUGCUGAUUUGGGUUGCAGUUGAACGCUGUACAUGUAAACCUGCAGAACCCUGCAUUUGUAUGCAUGUAUUGCUGGAAGGCCUCCUUUCGGCCAUGGCAUCGACUGGCAUUGCCUGGCUUACUGUUCCACUUCACACCAUGAAGCCGAUUUGUUACCCCGACAAUGAGGCAUCCAUUGCCGACCCGACCAAUUCAUCCUAAGAGAGGUUCAAGGGACACAUGAGAUGUUGUGUGACUGCUGCAUGCCCUUUGUGUGAACAGAUGCAAAAGGUUGUUGUGAUUACUUUGGUCAGACUUGCUGGGUGGAGCUUUGUUCCACAGAAUUGCUGGUCAAUUUUUUUGUAGAGAACAGACUGGCACGUUUCUGUCCAAUCCGGCCUUAAGGAAGACUGGGGC
Durusdinium trenchii is the source of this 1443-nucleotide messenger RNA. The record is from the annotation of a GenBank genome assembly. NCBI's taxonomy places the organism in Eukaryota, Dinophyceae, Suessiales, Symbiodiniaceae.